UGUGGCUCACACUCAUGACCAGGCCAGUGUAGCAGCCUUCCUGCCACUGCUGCUGCUCCUGCUGCUGCUUCCAUGUCUAAGUUUUUGCUCAGAAGUGGAUCUUUGGUGACAAAAUGGGCAUUUUUUUUGUUUUAAGGGAAUAAUGAGAUCUCUCCUGAAGAUGUUUCCACAAUCAGGGAAAUCCAUCGUCUUUGACAACUUUCCAGAUCCCACUGACACCUGGGAAAUCAUCGAGACGAUCGGGAAAGGGACGUAUGGGAAAGUCUACAAGGUGCUCAACAAAAGUGAUGGAAGUAAAGCUGCAGUGAAGAUACUGGAUCCCAUCCAUGACAUUGACGAGGAGAUCGAGGCGGAGUAUAACAUCCUCAAAGCUCUGUCUGACCACUCCAAUGUGGUCAAGUUUUUUGGGAUGUACUACAAGAAGGAUGUGAAGUGUGGAGAUCAACUGUGGCUUGUACUGGAGCUUUGCAACGGCGGCUCGGUCACAGAGCUGGCCAAAGGCAUGCUGAGGAGGGGGGACACAAUGGAUGAAGCCAUUAUUGCCUACAUCCUGCACGAGGCCCUCAUGGGUCUUCAACAUCUGCACGUCAACAAGACCAUCCACCGCGACAUCAAGGGCAACAACAUCCUGCUGACGACGCAGGGAGGUGUCAAACUGGUGGACUUUGGUGUCUCAGCUCAGCUGACAAACACACGUCUGAGGAGGAACACGUCUGUAGGAACUCCCUUCUGGAUGGCUCCUGAGGUGAUCGCAUGUGAGCAGCAGCUGGACUCGACCUACGACGCUCGCUGCGACGUUUGGUCCUUGGGCAUCACAGCCAUCGAGCUGGGAGAUGGAGACCCGCCCCUUUCUGAGCUUCACCCAAUGAGAGCCCUGUUCAAGAUACCCAGAAAUCCUCCUCCGACUCUGCUCCAGCCCGAGCUGUGGUCCGACACCUUCAACGACUUCAUCUGCAAAUGUCUCAUCAAGGACUUUGAGCUAAGGCCAAAUGUGCUCGACCUGCUGCAGCAUGUGUUCAUCACACAGAUUGUGGGCAAAGAGAAAUUACUGCAGAAGCAAUUGAUUGAGCUCAUUGAUCUCAACCAGCAAGUUGUCAUUGAAAAAACAAGCCCUCAUGGAAAAACAGUCAGAGGCUCAGACAGUAACGACAGGCAUGAACGCAUCAACACUAAAAAAGGAAGCCACACGAUGACGCAACCCGAACCGGACGAGGUGGAUGACCUCGCCACGCUGGAAGUUCUCGAUGAGAACACGGUUACAGAGCAGCUUCAGAGUCGCUAUGGAAGAGAUGACAUUUACACGUAUGUGGGGGACAUCCUCAUCGCCGUCAAUCCUUUUCAUAAGAUGGAUAUUUACACGCCUCAGUUCUCUAAGAUGUACAUCGGAGCUAAACGCACGGCCAACCCACCGCACAUCUUUGCUGUGGCUGAUACCGCCUACCAGUCCAUGGUGUCCUACAACACAGACCAGUGUGUUGUGAUCAGUGGCGAGAGUGGAGCGGGGAAAACGGAGAGCGCUCAUCUGUUAGUGCAGCAGCUGACUGUUCUUGGAAAGGCCAAUAACCGCACGCUGCAGGAGAAGAUCCUGCUGGUCAACAGUCUGGUGGAGGCGUUUGGAAACGCCUGCACUGCCAUCAACGACAACUCCAGCCGCUUUGGCAAAUACUUGGAGAUGAAGUUCACCUGUGGGGGAACCGUGGUGGGAGCGCAGAUAUCCGACUAUCUGCUGGAGAAGUCCAGAGUCAUCCACCAGGCCAUAGGGGAAAGAAACUUCCACAUCUUCUACUAUAUUUACGCCGGAUUGGCUGACAGGAAGAAACUAGCCCACUACAAGCUCUCCGACAGCAAAACCCCUAAGUAUCUGUGGAACGAGCACAUUAAAUUAGGGCCUGACAUCGUGAGCAACACCUUCUACAAGGAGCAGUUUGAGGCAGUGGAGCAGUGUUUCAAAGUCAUUGGAUUCACCCUGGAGGAGCUGGGCAGUGUUUACAGCACCCUGGCUUCCAUCCUCAACGCCGGCGACAUCGAGUUCUGUCCAGUCGCCACAGAGCAUCAGACAGACAAGAGCAACAUCUCCAACAUUUCUGUACUGGAAAACGUGGCGUCACUGCUGCGCAUCCGCUCAGACGAGCUCCAGGAGGCGCUGACCUCCCACUGCGUGGUUGCCCGCGGAGAAACCAUCAUCCGGCCCAACACGGUGGAGAAAGCCGUGGUGGUGAGGGACGCCAUGGGCAAGGCUCUGUACGGCCGCCUCUUCAGCUGGAUCGUCAACCGCAUCAACGCGCUGCUGCGGCCCGACAGCCAGCCAGAAGAGGACGACAAGGGCUUCAACAUCGGCAUCCUCGACAUCUUCGGUUUCGAGAACUUCAAGAAGAACUCCUUCGAGCAGCUGUGCAUCAACAUCGCCAACGAGCAGAUCCAGUUCUACUUCAACCAGCACAUCUUCGCAUGGGAACAGGAUGAAUACCUGAAUGAGGAGGUGGACGCUCGGAUGAUUGAGUACGAGGACAACCGUCCUCUGCUGGACCUCUUCUUACAGAAGCCCAUGGGGAUGCUCUCGCUCCUGGACGAGGAGAGUCGGUUCCCUCAAGGCACCGAUCAGACCCUCGUAGAGAAAUUUGAGAAUAAUCUCAAGACCAAAAACUUCUGGAGACCAAAGAGGGUCGACCUUGGCUUUGGGAUCCACCACUACGCUGGAAAGGUGAUCUACAACGCCGCAGGCUUUUUGGCCAAAAACAGAGACACGCUUCCAGCCGACAUCAUCCUGCUGCUCAGGUCGUCGGAGAACGAGCUCAUUCGUAAACUUGUCACUCAUCCUCUCACCAAAACGGGUAACCUCGCUCACAGCAGAGGAAAAGGCCCGAAUACAAUGCGUCGCCCGCGGACGCCGACACGCAGCGCCACCCUCGCCAAGAUGGGAGUGCUCACCUUAUACUCUUCGUUUGGUUUCAGUGAGGGGGGUGAACAGGGAGAUGUACCUUACCACCCGAGAGAAACAACCAACAUGAGAACACAGACAGUGGCCUCCUACUUCAGAUACUCUCUGAUGGACCUGCUCUCCAAGAUGGUGGCCGGACAGCCGCACUUUGUGCGCUGUAUCAAACCUAACAACGAUCGCCAAGCCAGCAAGUUUGACCGGGAGAAGGUUCUGCUCCAGCUGCGUUACACCGGCGUCCUGGAGACCGCCAAGAUCAGGCGUCAGGGUUUCUCUCACCGCGUCCUGUUUGCCAACUUCAUCAAGAGGUAUUUCAUGUUGGCAUUUCCUGCACAUGAGGAACCAGCUGUGUCUCCAGAAACCUGUGCUACAAUACUGGAGAAGGCCAAGCUGGAGAACUGGGCAAUGGGCAAGACUAAAAUUUUCCUGAAAUACUACCAUGUCGAGCACCUAAACUUGAUGGUACAACAGGCCACACAUCGCAUCGUUCUGCUCCAGGCUUAUGUCCGAGGCUGGCUGGGAGCGAAACGUUACCAGCGGACGUUAAAAGACAGAGAACAGAGUGCUCUGGUGCUGCAAUCAGCGUACAGAGGUCAUAAAGUUCGGAAGCAGGUCGCCGAUGACAAAAGCAAAGUAAAGUUUGAGGCCUUCAUCGUCCAGUUUCAGGCUGUUUGCAGGGGUUAUCUCGUAAAAAAGAAAUACAAGGAGCUGGUAGAUGAAAAGAACAAGGCUGCAACCAAGAUUCAGGCACAAUACAGAGGGCACAAGGAGAGGAAAAGCUUCAAGAGAAAACGGGAAGAGCGAGAGAAAGCAAAUAAUUCUCUUAAAGAAAAGGAGGAACAGUCGCCUGAACCGGAGAAAAGCACAGAUGAUGAAAAUGCCUCAACUCCAGAACCUACAGCAGAGAACGUGGAGGAUGAAGCUAAAGCUGCUGUGGUUCUCCAGAGCAACUACAGGGGCUACAGAGAGAGGAAAAAGUUUAAAGAGAGAAACAAUACCAUGGCUGGUGCUGAGCGAGAGUUACCAAACACUGUGGUGGAAGAGAACGUGGGAAAAGGUGGACAAGGAGAAGAAGAAGAAGGGGAGACGGGUGAUGAACGAGAGGACAAUGACGAGGAUGAAGAAAGUACCUUUAAAGCAGAGGAAACUGAUGACAGUGAUCAAACACAGGUGCCUGAAGAUGAUGAACUUACAGAAGUAGCAGAUGAGGCAGUGAUUGUGGAUGCGACUGCAGCAGAUGCUGGAAAAGAAGAGGAGAACAUGGAGAAUGGACAGGAAAAUGCUGCAGGGGAAGGUGCCACUAACUUGGAGGAGGAAGCCAAGGCAGCCACUGUUAUCCAGAGCAACUUCAGAGGUCACAAAGAGAGGAGGAAGUUGCAAGAAGAAGGAAAAAUCCCUGCUAAGAAACAGAAAUCCAGCCCAACUGGUGAAGGAGCAGCUUCAACAGGGGUCAGCACUACAGCAGAUGGAGAUUUUCCUGAAGUUCAAACGCCAGCAGAGGAGAUCUGUAGUGAUGAAAACAAGCACCAGCCAAAGGAAGAUGAAGAAGUAGGAGCGGUUUCUCCUGGUGAUGUCACUUUAGAGGACCAAGACGAGACCAAAGCAGCUGUGGUGAUUCAGAGCAACUUCCGUGGCCACAAGGAGCGAAAACGACUUGAGGAGGAAGGCAAGAUCCCCAAGAAAGGGAAGACGAAUGACAAGGUUAUUCCUCCAAAAGAAGGAGAAGAAGAGGUGAUGCAUGUGGAAGAGUCAUUGCAAGAUGCAUCUGCUGAGAACCAGGAUGAACUGGACGAGGAAAAGGCAGCCACUGUCCUCCAAAGUAACUUCAGAGGUCAUCAGGGCAGAAAGAAGCUGAAAGCUGAGAGAGAAGCUCAGGGUAGAGCACAGGAAGGUGCAGAAGACAAGGAGGAAGAGGAGGAGGUACCCCUUGAUGUUACAGACAUAGAGAUUGAAUAUAAUGAUGAGGCAGAUGCUGAGAGGGAACGGGUGGAGGAAGAACAGGCUGCUGUGAAGAUCCAGAGUAACUUCAGAGGAUACAAGGACAGGAAGAACCUGAAGGCCAACAAAGACACAGCACAGAGUGAAGCUGAGCAACUACAGAGCUUCUCAGAGGAGAUCUCAAAGACCUCUCAGGACUUUGUCACCCUGCAGCAGAAGUUGAAUGAGGUCAUCCAGGCACGCCAAUCAAACCCAGACAAGAGGAACGCAAUCAAUGGCCUCGCCCCCCAGGAUCACCAAUCAAGCGACAAGAGACUGUCGAGGACGCCCCGCAGGAGCCAGCAGCCAAAGACACUGAACACACCAGAGGACUCCACUUAUUACAACCUGAUUCAUCGAUCCAUCCAGGAUGAUAAACGCAAGCCCAGGAAAGACGAUCCAGGGAAGCUGCUGGACGUGGACGACCACUACUACGAGAACCUCUGCUCCAGCAGGUCUGAGCCCCUCAUGUCCUCAGAGGAGACAUCUCGCAGGAUCAGCGGCGGUGGCAGCUUCUCUGAGCGGCGGCGGUCGACAUCAACCCGGUGCAGACAAGGUGCAGACCUGAAACCGGCUGCUGCAGGUAGACAGACCAGAGAGAGAGCCGUCACCGAACCAGAACCUCCCAAACCUGCCAAAGACAACAGGCACUCCGUCCCCAGGAUGUCCUCAACGGAGAGUCAUGCAGAUGACAACCCAUAUGACUUCAGACACCUGCUGAGGAAGACGUCGCAGAGGAAGAAGCUCAUCAGACAGUACUGAACGCAGCGGCGUCUCUCAUGCUCGCACACAUCUUAACUUAAAUGUAAAUAGCAGAAUGUGAAAAAAAAUGUCAUCCAUAAUAGUUAUUUUUGGUAAAUAUUGUUUUAUAAAGUAUAUAAAUGAUGUAAAUGUGCAUUUUAAACCACUCUGAGUCAUGAAAUGUUGGAAAAACAUUGUACGUUUGUCAAUUUAAAACCAAAUAAAACACCAUGACUUUCCAUUUA
Messenger RNA from Solea senegalensis (Senegalese sole), 5898 nucleotides. RefSeq names its product myosin IIIA (gene myo3a). Gene Ontology annotation, cellular component: myosin complex. The transcript is spliced from 37 exons. The coding region runs from base 143 to 5674 and encodes 1843 amino acids. Gene Ontology annotation, molecular function: protein binding; cytoskeletal motor activity; protein kinase activity. Lineage: Eukaryota; Metazoa; Chordata; Actinopteri; Pleuronectiformes; Soleidae. Gene Ontology annotation, biological process: protein phosphorylation. The record is from RefSeq and is a predicted model, not a curated record.